AUAAUAACGUUGUGGAGACUGAGACGAAGAAGAAGAAGAACACAUGAAGCUUCUUCUCUGUUAUUUGAGUUUUUUUUCUUUCUUUUUGGGGAUUUGAGUAUAGUCAUUGGCUUCCUCGUUUGUCUGUUCAAGAUGGGACAAAGCUUUUGACNUUUUGACUUUUUUUUUUUUUUUUUUCUCUUCAUCUCUCUCUCUCUCUUCUCUUCUGGGUUAUUCUUCAAAGUUUUGAUUUUUUUUUACCUGAUCUGUGAGAUUUCGAUUUGUGUCUAUUUUCUCCUCCUCUCAUUUCGUAAUCCAAUUGGAUUUGACUGUUUCUUAUGAUCCGAGGUUUCUAAAUUUGGGACCUUUAAUUUUCUUCCCCUUUUGAUUACUGAAAUCCUUAAUUAGGGUUUCAGUUAAAAACCCAAACUUUGAGUCCAAUUUUAGGGAUUUUGAUGCAUAUCUCACUUUGGAAGCCAAUUUAUCACUGUGCUGCUGCUCUAGUUUUGGACAAGAAGAGCAGUAGUAGUAGCAACAACAGGAAUCGAGAUGUGACUCAGCGGAAACUCCAUGAAUCUAAGCUCAGGGAAGCUCUCGAACAAGCUUCAGAAGAUGGCUUACUCGUCAAAUCUCAAGACAUUGAUGACGAAGAAGACGAGUCUCAAGAUCAAACCCUUGGACGGUCAAGAUCACUCGCUAGACUCAACGCUCAACGCGAGUUCUUGCGUGCUACAUCACUCGCUGCUCAAAGAGCGUUCGAAUCUGAAGAUACUUUGCCUCAGCUCGAAGAAGCACUUGACAUGUUUCUCACCAUGUAUCCAAAGUAUCGAUCUUCUGAGAAAGUUGAUCAACUGAGGAACGAUGAGUAUUUCCACUUAUCGUUACCAAAGGUAUGUCUUGACUAUUGUGGAUUUGGGUUGUUCUCUUAUCUUCAGACAGUUCAUUACUGGGACACUUGCACUUUUAGUUUGUCUGAGAUUAGUGCCAAUCUUAGCAAUCAUGCUAUCCACGGUGGUGCUGAGAAAGGUUCUAUUGAACAUGAUAUCAAGAUUAGGAUCAUGGAUUACUUGAACAUCCCUGAGAAUGAGUAUGGUCUUGUGUUCACUGUUAGCAGAGGCUCUGCGUUCAAGUUGCUUGCUGAGUCUUAUCCGUUCCACACUAACAAGAAGCUUCUCACUAUGUUUGAUCACGAGAGCCAAUCCGUUAGUUGGAUGGGUCAGUGCGCAAAGGAGAAAGGAGCAAAGGUUGGUAGCGCCUGGUUUAAGUGGCCUACACUUAGGCUGUGUUCAAUGGAUCUUAAGAAGGAGAUUUUGAGUAAGAAGAAGAGGAAGAAGGAUUCAGCGACCGGUUUGUUUGUAUUUCCUGUUCAGUCAAGGGUCACGGGUUCUAAAUAUUCUUACCAGUGGAUGGCAUUGGCUCAGCAAAACAAUUGGCAUGUGUUGCUUGAUGCUGGUGCUUUGGGUCCUAAAGACAUGGACUCGCUUGGCUUGUCUUUGUUUCGACCGGAUUUUAUUAUCACUUCGUUUUAUCGUGUGUUUGGGUAUGAUCCUACUGGGUUUGGUUGUCUGUUGAUUAAGAAAUCUGUGAUUAGCUGCUUGCAGAGUCAAUCCGGGAAAACGAGUUCAGGAAUAGUGAAGAUAACACCAGAGUAUCCUCUGUAUCUAAGUGACUUCAUGGAUGGUUUGGAAGGUUUGACUGGGAUUCAAGAUAAUGAUAUCGCUAUUAAUGGAGAUAAUAAAGCCUUGGGAACUCAGUUACCCGCGUUUUCUGGUGUGUAUACUUCUGCUCAGGUGCAGGAUGUCUUUGAGACAGAUAUGGAUCAUGAAAUUGGUUCUGAUAGAGAUAACACAAGCACUGUGUUUGAGGAAGCUGAGGGUAUCUCAGUAGGUGAAUUGAUUAAGAGUCCAGUUUUCAGCGAAGACGAGUCAUCGGAUAGCUCACUCUGGAUUGAUUUGGGUCAGAGUCCUGCUGAUUCUGAUAAUGCAGGUCAUCUGAACAAGCAAACGAGCCCUUUAUUGGUUCCACAAAACCACAAGAGAAGAAUCUCGCCUAAACCAGCUUCAAAGGCUAAUAAUAAUGGCAGCGGAAGGCAUGUUCUCUCUUUUGAUGCUGCUGUUUUGUCAAGGCUGCCUAGAUCAGACUCAGAUGGAGAGCACAAGAAUCUUGUUCAGAUUUACGGUCCCAAGAUCAAAUACGAACGCGGAUCCUCUGUGGCAUUUAAUGUCAGGGAUUUGAAAAGUGGAAUGGUGCAUCCUGAGGUAGUGCAGAAACUAGCUGAAAGAGAAGGGAUAUCUCUAGGCAUUGGUUACCUCAGUCACAUAAAGAUCAUCGAUAGUCGAAGCGGAGAUUCAAGUUCUUGGAAACCGGUGGAUUGUGAUGGAAAAAACAACGGGUUCAUAAGAGUUGAGGUUGUCACAGCUUCUCUUGGGUUCUUGACAGACUUUGAAGAUGUUUACAGACUAUGGUAUUUUCUGGCGAAGUUCUUGAGUCCAGGUUUUGCUAAACAGGGGACACUCCCAACAGUUAUUGAAGAAGAUGAUUCUUCAGAGACUUAAAAAGACAUGAGCAGUGGAUACAAUUUUUUUCAUACACUUCCUUUACUGUACUUAUCUGUUAUUAUCUGAGAACAUUCUCUUGUAUGAUUUUGGGAAGUUAUUUGAGCAGAGAUGAUCUUAGACACGA
Messenger RNA from Camelina sativa (false flax), 2661 nucleotides. The record is from RefSeq and is a predicted model, not a curated record. Lineage: Eukaryota; Viridiplantae; Streptophyta; Magnoliopsida; Brassicales; Brassicaceae.